This is a messenger RNA of Anastrepha ludens (Mexican fruit fly), 5857 nucleotides long. RefSeq names its product tyrosine-protein phosphatase 99A (gene Ptp99A). Lineage: Eukaryota; Metazoa; Arthropoda; Insecta; Diptera; Tephritidae. The record is from RefSeq and is a predicted model, not a curated record. The transcript has 12 exons. Gene Ontology annotation, biological process: protein dephosphorylation. The coding region runs from base 837 to 5567 and encodes 1576 amino acids. Gene Ontology annotation, molecular function: protein binding; protein tyrosine phosphatase activity.
UGCUGCGCAGCACAUAGAAUGCAAAGCGAGGAAGCGAAGAGAAUUGAAAUGAAGAAUUGUGGAGGACUGGAUUGUGUUGUAUAGAGUUAGUGGAUGAUUUCUUCCCAAAGGCGUUUUUCGCUUUAUGCACAAAAUUUAAACGAAUACAGGAAAAGCUGGAAUUUUCGGCAAUAGUGAGCAUACAAAACUAACUCAGUUGAUUGUGAAAAAUGUGCAGAAAAGUGUGAAAAUUUAGUGAAAAGUGAAGAAAAGAUAAAUAACUGGCUGAUUGGUAGACCCAAACAGCAGGAGGUGAAGUCAACUUUUUAAUCAACAGCCUCACCACUAGCAAUUUAAGGAGGUUGACACACACACACGCACACGCACAAAGUUGCAUAUAAACAGAUACACUGUGAGUGUAUAUGUGUGGGCAUAUGUGUAUGCAACACCAACGCGUUGGCCAUUGUAUUGUAUAGUUGCAAUUUGUUUUCAAGUCAGUCGCAAGUAAAUAAUUAUAAGUUCAUAUAAUUGCAAAACGAAAACAAAAACAAAAACAAAAAACAAAAAAACAGUGCAGAAAGUGUAAAAGUUGGAAAAUUCUAGGAAAUUCAACUCAAAUGCAUCUCAAGCGCAAAAUGAUACGCUACUGAACGCAUUGCGGUGUGAGCAACUAACGAGCAGCGUGCGCAUUAAAGCGCACUCACGACAAGCGGGCGCCACAUAACUAUAACUGUGCACAACAACAACAAACACAAGCAACGAACGCACAAACUCUCAUUCACAUCCACGCACCAACAAAAGCCGGCUGUUCGAAAGCAAACAUCCAAGUACAUCCAACACCAGCAACGCAACACAAAAUGCCACACCCACGCUUUGUUGCGCGCCUGCGCCUACUACUUAAUCUACUACUUUUCGCCGCCAUUAUUGAUGAACAUCGCGGCGGCGCUGCUGCAGUCGUUGUCAUCGACCCAGAGCUUUCGUCGCCCUCACCCUUCACCAUCGCACCGACCGCCUCAACGCCAACACCAACACCAACUCCAAAGUACACUGCAACUGUUGCCGGUGAGAGUAACGACGACGACAGCAGCAGCAGCAGCAGUAGCAGCGCUAGUGGCAGCGUGACGCCCGCAAGCAAUGCGUUGGACAUGAAUGCAUACGCCGUGAAUGGCGUAAGUGUGGAUAAUAAUAAUAUGGCCGCCGCUGUCGCUGGCGCUGAUGAAACCGUUGAGACUGAGGGCGAUUAUCAACUCGCAGCUGCUGCGCCCACCUCACCUGCUUCUGUGGAGCAGCAGGAUCAGCCGCGGGUGCCACCCACUACGCUUUCCUUUGCCAAUAUUGCGCCCGCCAGCGGUGUGGGUGGCGACUUGUUUAGCGGUGGCAGUAUUAGUGGUUUCGAGACGCGUGGAGGUGAUGGGGAGACAGCCACCACUGCCGGCGACGCCACACCACCGUACGCGGCUGUGGACGAGAAAUAUGUGCCAAGUAAACCAUUGAAUUUAACUGUCUUGAAUGUGACAUCGACGAGCAUUACCAUGUCGUGGUAUCCGCCAAAAAAUCAAAAUGGCGCCAUCGCCGGCUAUCACGUCUUUCACAUACACGAAAAUCAGACUGGCGUGGAGAUCAUGAAGAACUCACGCAACUCCCAAGACACUAUUAUCAUUUUUGAGCUGCCAAAUUUAAAGCCUUUCACCGAUUACCGUGUCAUUGUUCAGGCGUUCACCAUGAAAAACGAAGGCAACCCCUCCGAUCAGAUUGUGCAGCGCACCGAUGUCGCCGGUCCGAGCGCACCGUAUGUGGUUAACCUGACGUGUCACUCGCAGGACGCCAUAGCCAUACGCUGGCGGCGACCGCACGAAUUUUACAACACCAUCGAUUUUUAUAUAAUUAAAACACGCGUGGUGGGCCAAGACUCACACCGGGACAUACGCAUCAAUGCGUCGGCGAAAGAGUUGGAAACGGCGAUGAUAUUACAAAAUCUCACCACACAUACGGAAUAUGAAGUCAAAGUUUCAGCUGCAACACUAAGCAUAAUAAAUCCAAAAAAAAUCGUACUGGGUAAAUUUUCCGAAACUAGGAAGAUUUCGCUGCAUCCCAAUUGCGAGAAGAUUCAACCGCUGCUACGUCAGUCACACAAUGACUACAACCUGGCGGUGUUGGUUGGCAUUAUUUUCAGCUGCUUUGGCAUUGUACUCAUCGUAAUGGCGUUCUUCUUGUGGAGCAGGAAGUGCUUUCAUGCCGCCUACUAUUAUUUGGAUGACCCACCACACCAUCCCAAUUUGCCGCAAGUGGACUGGGAAGCACCCGUCGAAGUCGCAGGCGAAAUACGCGCGGCUGUACCCGUCAAUGAGUUCGGCAAGCAUGUCGCCUCUCUGCACGCUGAUGGCGAUAUUGGCUUUAGUCGCGAGUAUGAAGCUAUUCAAAACGAAUCAAUUGACGAUUUACCCUGCGAACAUUCCCAGCACCCAGAGAAUAAGCGUAAAAAUCGCUAUCUGAAUAUAACAGCCUAUGAUCACAGCCGCGUGCACCUGCACCCCACACCCGGACAAAAGAAAAACCUUGACUACAUCAAUGCCAAUUUCAUUGAUGGUUAUCAGAAAUCGCGCGCCUUCAUCGGCACACAGGGUCCACUGCCAGACACAUUCGAUUGCUUCUGGCGCAUGAUUUGGGAGCAGCGCGUGGCUAUCAUCGUGAUGAUCACCAACCUGGUGGAGCGUGGUCGCCGAAAAUGUGACAUGUAUUGGCCAAAGGAUGGCGUCGAGACCUACGGUGUCAUACAAGUGAAGAUGGUUGAUGAGGAGGUCAUGUCCACCUACACAGUGCGCACCUUACAGAUCAAGCACUUGAAGGUAAAACAGUUAAAGAAAAAGAAACAGUGUCAGACCGAGAAAAUCGUGUAUCAAUAUCACUACACCAAUUGGCCCGAUCAUGGCACACCCGAUCAUCCACUGCCAGUGUUGGACUUUGUGAAGAAAUCCUCUGCCGCAAAUCCCGACGAUGCGGGCCCCAUUGUGGUGCAUUGCAGCGCUGGUGUCGGGCGCACAGGCACCUACAUCGUCUUAGAUGCCAUGCUCAAACAGAUCCAACAGAAAUUAGUCGUAAACGUAUUCGGUUUCCUACGACACAUACGCAUUCAGCGUAAUUUCCUUGUGCAAACCGAGGAGCAGUAUAUUUUCAUACACGACGCCCUGGUCGAGGCGAUCGCCUCGGGUGAAACGAAUUUGCGUACCGAGCAAAUUGAGGAACUGAAAAACUGCACACCCUACCUGGAGCAGCAGUACAAGAAUAUCAUACAAUUCCAGACGAAAGACAUACACAUUGCAUCUGCGAUGAAGCAGGUGAAUUCGGUGAAGAAUCGUGGUGCCAUAUUCCCGAUCGAAAGCAGUCGUGUCCACUUGACGCCCAAGCCGGGUGAGGAGGGUAGUGACUAUAUAAAUGCGUCAUGGCUGCAUGGCUUCCGGCGAUUGCGUGACUUUAUUGUCACUCAACAUCCGAUGUCGCACACUGUGAAAGACUUCUGGCAAAUGGUCUGGGACCACAAUGCGCAGACCAUUGUGCUGCUGUCAUCGCUGGACGAAAUUAAUUUCGCACAAUUUUGGCCCGAUGACACGACACCCAUCGAAAGCGAUUACUAUCGCGUCAAAUUCCUACGCAAAACGAACAAAAGCGAUUAUGUUAGUCGUGAUUUUGUCAUUCAAUCGAUACAGGAUGAUUAUGAGCUGAAUGUGAAAAUGCUGCAUUGUCCCAGUUGGCCGGAGAUGUCCAACCCGAAGAGUAUUUACGAUUUUAUAGUCGACGUGCACGAGCGAUGCGCCGAUUAUCGCAAUGGACCGAUUGUCGUUGUGGAUAGAUACGGCGGCGCACAAGCGUGCACCUUCUGUGCCAUAUCGUCCUUGGCGAUGGAAAUGGAAUAUUGCAACACGGCGAGCAUCUACCAGUAUGCCAAGCUGUAUCACAACAAACGGCCGGGCGUGUGGACCUCCAGCGAAGACAUACGCCUAAUUUACAAUAUACUCUCGUUUUUGCCACGCAACCUACAGCUGCUCGAACGUACAGCGUUGCGCACGGAAUUCGAGGAUGUGACAACGGCCACGCCGGACCUCUACAGCAAAAUUUGUAGCAAUGGUAAUAUAAAUGCCCAGCUGAAUUGUAAUAAUUUGCUAAAUUAUAAUAAUAGUAGUAGCGUAAAUAGUAAUAGUAUUAGUAAUGUAAAUGUGGCAAAUGCAAAUUCAAAUGCAAAUGCUUGCAAUACUACCAACAACACUAUAAAUAAUAUAACAACAACAACAACAACGACACAACCAACGAUGACACCCAAUUCGAGUGCAAACAAUUUACAAAAUCAACAGCUAUCACAACAACAACAACAACCACACGCACUCACAUCAUUACAAGCACAACAAAUGUCGCUAGACCAACAACAACAAUCACAACAACAAGAGUCGCUCAGUUUAAUCCAGUCACCAAUACCACCACAACCAACUCAUUACUCACCUCCACCACCACCACCACCGUCACCACCACUAUCAGCCAUACUCGCAUCGCCAAAUGAAAUCACAACAACAACAACAACCGAUUUGACCAACAUGACGACAGCCACCACCACCAACAACACUAACAAUUUGAAUGCUAAUAUAAUUGGUAAUGCUAAUUAUAAUGUAAAUUGCGCUAAUACUAAUACUACUACUAAUGCUACCAACACCACUACCACCAACACAAACGCCAAUAAUACCUCAAAUCACCAUACUUGUGCAAUACCACCUUAUGCCACAUCAUCCAACAACAUCAAAUCCAAUCCAAUUAAUAAUCAUACACCUCCUACACCACCAAUAACAACAACAACAAAUCCCAACUCCUCCUUUGCUGCUAUUUCCACUAAUGGUGAACGGUUUUCUAUUGUAAAUAAUAUGGAACAACAACAACAACAACACCACCAAUACCAACCAACUCAUGCGCACCAACACCACCAUCAACAACGACAACAACAACAAUCACCAAUAUCGCAACUAACGUCCCUAACUGACGCCGUUGCUGAUCUCCACAUGUACGGCACGCAUGACAAUGAAACGAUGUUAUCAACAACAACAACAACACCAAACGGCAUUAAUGGUUACCUAACACCACCGCCACCACCACCUGCCUUCGAAAAUGACGCCACUGUGGCAAACCAACACCUUCACCGCCGUCAAUUCGAUCCGUUGAAUUCGAAUGCGUGCGGCAACUCCGCCAAUUCUGGCACUUGCAUGGAUGAUACGAUCGAUGGCCUGACGCCGCUACUACCACCACCACCGCCGACACAAUUCCCCAACUCAUAUGCGAAUAACACCUGCAACAUGGGCGAUGUGACCUCCUCGACACCAUUAACAAAAUCCUCCUCCAAUACUUCUUUGUCUUCUGCAAACGCCACUGCUAACUACAACGGUAAUGGUAAUGAUACUGGUAAUGGAAAUGGUAAUAAUAAUGAUGCCGAUUUGCAUGGAAAUGCGAAUGGUUCGUUGAAUGCAAAUACUAAUACGAAACAAAUGACAACUACAACAACAACUAAAGCAGCGACUGUUACAGAUGCCCAAAGUUUAGAUAUCGUAGGCUAGAAUUAGGAAUUAAAUUAAAAUUAUAUUAUAAAUAAUAGCAAUAGUUAAGUAUCUAUGAAUGUAGAUAAGUAAUUUAAAAGUAAAAUUUAUAAACUUAAAUAGACUAACUAACAAAUUAUUUUUAUGAUAUGCGAAACAAAGCGAAGAAGAAGAGCAAAAACAAAAACCAAAUGCUCGCAAACACCAUAGAAAUAACACAAACAUAUUUACUUUUUUUCAAUGAAAAUGGCAGUAAAAAGCUGAUAAAAAGCAGAGUAUUGCUUCUAAGCAAAUAUUCAAUAGGUACAAGA